UGUCCGCUUGUCACUUCAACUGGGAACGUCAAGUUAUGAUCAAUGUUUUGGUUGAUCGUAAUUUGUUGUCAUUUUUCGCAGUUUACAGAAUCAAGAAUACGAUAAUUUGGACUACGCCUCUAACCAUUCGAGAAAUUUGUGUUUCCGUGAUAUAAAGCAAUGACUAUACACAAUCUAUAUAUUUUUGACCGCUAUGGCACAUUGCUUUAUUACGGAGAAUGGAAUAGAUCAAAACAAUCUGGAAUGUCGAGGGAGGAGGAGGGAAAACUAAUGUAUGGAAUGCUGUUUUCAAUCAAGUCAUUUGUAGCUAAAAUAUCUCCAUUGGAUCCGAAAGAUGGCUUUAUGAACUAUAAGACAUCUAAGUACACCCUUCACUGCCUGGAGACACCAUCAGGCUUGAAAUUUGUCAUGAAUACUGAUAACCAAGCCCAAGGUGUAAGGGAAUUAUUAAAGAAGAUUUAUGGAGAAAUAUAUGUCAAGUAUGCUGUAAGGAAUCCCCUGUGUGGCAUUGGAGAGCCCAUCACUAGUGAACUAUUUAAAAACAAACUUGAUGCCUUUGUAAAACAAACACCUAUACAUGUUAGAGCCUCUUGAUAAAUUGUUAUUGUUCUCUAAAUUGUAAUUAAGUUUAUUGUAUCUAUGUUAUAAGCUUCAUUGUUGGUAACCAAGUCAUUUAGUACAUUUAUGUUUAAGAAAUAUAUUUAAAUUAUGAUGUA
Trichoplusia ni (cabbage looper) is the source of this 716-nucleotide messenger RNA. RefSeq names its product trafficking protein particle complex subunit 1-like (gene Bet5). Gene Ontology annotation, biological process: endoplasmic reticulum to Golgi vesicle-mediated transport. The coding region runs from base 160 to 594 and encodes 144 amino acids. Lineage: Eukaryota; Metazoa; Arthropoda; Insecta; Lepidoptera; Noctuidae. The record is from RefSeq and is a predicted model, not a curated record. The transcript is spliced from 2 exons. Gene Ontology annotation, cellular component: TRAPP complex.